AAUGGGACUGACAUCAUCAUCAUAAUUAUAGCCAUGGAUAUCGCUUGAGCUGUUUUUUUAAAAGAAGUCUUAACGGAACGUCAGAAUCAGUAGUUCACACAAGAACACCUUUCAAGCACAAUGGAAUACGCUCUUAUCAAACGAUAUUUGGCCAGAUCUUCUGCUCCCUAUCUUCCUAGACUUACAAGAGCCUCGGUGCAUGGGAAGGCUGAGUCUCAGCCUAAGGGGAACGAUGAGCCGGUGAACGUCGGUGCCUCAUUCCCGGAUGACUUUGAGGACUCUCCUUUGAAGUCAGAAAUCCUCAAGCGGAGAAACAAAAACCCAGGCGUGGAGGAAUCAUACCAUCCCACGAUGGAAGAGAUAUACGACAGCGUUCGGGGGAAGAUACCAGUGGGGAAGAAACAAUCAGCCAAACCUGCCAAAGAGCCAGAACGGGAGCCCGAGUUGGAUGAGAUGUGAAGAUUGUUCAUCACCCUCAAAAUGAAACUUGGCGUACGGAUAUUUUGGUGGUUGGAUGUGCUUUUAUAUACGUGGCGAUUCGUUAGUCUGCGAUAAUUGAAGGUCAAUUUAGCCCCGUCAAACUCCAGUCGCCGUACUAAAUAGACGAUUGAUUUAGGA
Molecule: messenger RNA, 618 nt
Organism: Penicillium canescens
Lineage: Eukaryota; Fungi; Ascomycota; Eurotiomycetes; Eurotiales; Aspergillaceae
Exons: 3
Coding region: 121-459 (112 amino acids)
Source: RefSeq, a predicted model, not a curated record